Messenger RNA from Babjeviella inositovora NRRL Y-12698, 692 nucleotides. RefSeq lists its product as uncharacterized. The record is from RefSeq and is a predicted model, not a curated record. The coding region runs from base 108 to 278 and encodes 56 amino acids. The transcript has a single exon. NCBI's taxonomy places the organism in Eukaryota, Fungi, Ascomycota, Pichiomycetes, Serinales.
CUAGAUUUCAAACCCCGGAAUUUUGGACUAUACUAGAUACAACUUAUCUUCCAUUGAUGUGUCUAUGCCUAUCUGAACCUCACUAACUUUCAUACAACUGGCCAAAUAUGCUCUUUAUCAAAAUCGACAGAAGACUCCUCGUUAGCAUCUUGGGUGCUAUUCUUGUGUUUGUCCUUUGUUAUGCUUUAUACAACACAUCCCCAGGUAUUCCCUCCACUCUUCCAACCAGCUCUCCUUCUACUCCUCCUGAGAAGCCUUCCUUGGAAGCCUCCUCAUAGGAGGAACACCCAAAAGAGAUUAGUUUGGCAGGCAUGGCUUUGACCAAAGAUUUCUGUUUGAGAUUUCUGCCCGGGAUAUCUUCUUGGGAUAUCCGCUCGGGAUGUCUACUUGGGAUUUCUGUUCGGGAUUUCUGCUUGGAAUUAUUACUUCGGUUGAGAUGCAGACUUACUGACCAUAUUCUAUCCACCUAUGCCACUAAAAUACCCUCUAAACAAUAAGCUUACAGCUAUUUAUAACCACCAACUAUCUAUUGGAUAUUUUAAUGCAAAAUUCACCCUCCAGGAUACGAUCGCUAGGCUUAUACUCUCUGUUGAUGCUACUGGAUUACCUACCAACCACGCUUCUUUCCCUUAUGCCUAUUAUUUAACACUAUUAAUUUCGUAUUGUUACAAUAAAUUGCAGUAAAUCUCCAA